Messenger RNA from Xylaria bambusicola, 622 nucleotides. RefSeq lists its product as uncharacterized. The coding region runs from base 94 to 441 and encodes 115 amino acids. The record is from RefSeq and is a predicted model, not a curated record. The transcript is spliced from 4 exons. NCBI's taxonomy places the organism in Eukaryota, Fungi, Ascomycota, Sordariomycetes, Xylariales, Xylariaceae.
AGUUCUUUCAUAGGACGAUGUGAACUUGCCGAAAGCAACAGUACGCAACACCGUCUGAGUCCGGGAUAAACCCAGAAAUAGGUGCCCAAUACGAUGGGUUCUAUCCUUAUUAUCGUCGUCCUUAUAGGAUUUCUCGAAUUCAUGGCGAACACGACAACAUGCGAUGCUAAGCUGAGGGCGAAGAGUUCAAAUUACUACCUCACAUGCCUCACGGAUGAUGUCUUGGUAGAAUGCAAGAACGCGUAUAAUACGUAUUGCAUGAGUACGGGGUCAUUAGCGACGGAUAGUUUCCGCAAUUGUGGUGGGAUACGGUGCCAAUGUAUGAACUACCGGGAUAAAUACUCGGGUGUGAACUCGAUUCCAGACAUGAGUCUACUCGGCCUCCAGGCUAUGCUUCUCGAGGGUGGAUACGAAUCUGAGAUAUUGGAGGAGUUGGAGUGAGUUGCCAUGGUUCUUAGACGAGUCGUACCGUAGCUCGAUUUAAUAUCAUGGCUGUUAGGCGCUGCAGCAGUCUAACAUCUGCAAUCUUCGAACUCGUACUCGAGCUAGCUCUAUAGUAAACAUUAGCGGAUUCACUUGACGCCCUGGAGUUAAGGCUGAUUGACGAAGCGCAGAAUGGGAU